Messenger RNA from Schistosoma margrebowiei, 1623 nucleotides. NCBI's taxonomy places the organism in Eukaryota, Metazoa, Platyhelminthes, Trematoda, Strigeidida, Schistosomatidae. The record is from the annotation of a GenBank genome assembly.
AUGGUACAAAGAGGCACCAAAUACAUAUGCGCCACACAAAUCUCAUCCGAUAUGUGUGAGGGCUGUGAUACUGCCCGGGUGCCCAAACCGAAGCAGGAGAAUGCUAUUAUGGCGUAUAAAGAUUCUGAUUUUGUAGCAUGUAUAGUCGACUCCAUCCUUAUCGUAUACUGGAUUAACUUAAAUGUCUCAGUGAGGUAUUCGGUUCCUAAUAAUGAAAAGCAUUCAGAACAAAAGAAUUACACAUGCGUCGCAGCACAUCCAAACGACUGCAUCGUUGCUACAGGAAAUGGUCUUGGUGAAAUAUUCAUUUGGUGGAAUUUAUGUGCUCAAACUGAUGAUCAUUUAAACAUGCUAAACCCUGUUUCUGACGAAUGGACUGGAAAUGAAAAUUGCGCAGAAAAUGAUGCUUUCGAUGAUGUCAAAAAAGCUAUCAAAGAACAUUUGGCGGAAGGUCGUUUAUUCACUUAUUACCCAGUUCAUCCUUCUCAUGUUAAAAGGUCCUUACUUCAUUGGCAUUCUGUACAAGUGACAAGUCUUUGCUUUACGUCAUGCGGCACUCAUCUUCUCUCUGGUGGUUUGGAAGGUGUGUUGGUCAAAUGGGAUGUGACUGACUGUUUUGGAGGUCCACAACAGCGUCGUUUUCUACCUCAUUUUGGCUAUCCAGUAUCUUCUGUUCGAAGUCAUGGUGGUUUAUGUGAAGAUAUGAUAUCUGUCAAUUUGGAGAAUAAUUCAUUUCAUAUUAUGGAUGGAGCUUUUACAAUAAUCUACUCAAAACAAGGUUUUAUGCAAUUACCUAAACACUGGUUUCCAAUUCCUGUUACAUUAACGAUGCCCGGAAAUUUAAUGACUUUACAAAGUAAACUUCCACAUAGAGAUGAUGAAUUGUCUUCGACUUAUCUCUUGACAAAUGGUGGCUGUGGCAAAAUACAACUAAUGAAUGUACAUGACCGUGAACAUUGUGUUCAAACGAUUGAUAUUACUCACCAAAAUCUUGUUGUCAGAAGUACGGAUUCAAAACAUCCAAUUAUACAUGCUGAAGUAUUACUAAUGGCCCAGUUGUGCACUGAUGUUUCAUUUACAUGGUUUGUGACUUAUGAAUGUGUAAAAAAGUUAGCUGAUCAUGAACAAGGAUUACCAAUUGAUGAUCAGUCACGUUUAACUUGGUGGCAAUGGUUGAAUUUUGUCAGAGAAUUCAUUCAUCAUUUAUUCUGUUCACCGGAUCCAUCUUCAUUCAUUAAUAAUACAUUGAGUUCUGAUACAAGCCUUGUUACCAUUGCAAAUGAAGCGUAUACACGAUGUUUACGACCUUUUCAUUCAUGGUCUGUACGAGGUAUGGCUAUGGUUAUUAUACAAUCACUUCCUUCACGUUUAUACUUAUUUGAAUUAUUAUUAAUGGAUAAUCCAGAAACGAUACCAUCGACAAUCACUUCACCGACUGGAUUACCUCUUGGGUCUUUCAAUGAAACUAAAUCAUUAUUAAUACGUUAUCCAGAGGCAUAUAUUCAAUUAAAAUCAGAUGCUACACGUUAUUCCGAAGCAUUAGGUCGUUUUUUAACAUUAAUUGAAGGUCUUUUAGCCAGUUUAGAUUUAAAUCGUAUAUUUACUGGUUCAGAAAGUUAUUAA